Ixodes scapularis (black-legged tick) is the source of this 837-nucleotide messenger RNA. RefSeq names its product venom protease-like. The transcript has 5 exons. The record is from RefSeq and is a predicted model, not a curated record. Bases 1 to 837 code for a protein of 278 amino acids. Gene Ontology annotation, biological process: proteolysis. Lineage: Eukaryota; Metazoa; Arthropoda; Arachnida; Ixodida; Ixodidae. Gene Ontology annotation, molecular function: serine-type endopeptidase activity.
AUGCAUUCGCAUCAUGCUCAAUAUGUUAUUGCAGAACCACAUCGCACCUGCGGAGUUCGCACGGCAAGGCGGGCCAGGGUGGUUGGAGGUCAAACGGCAUACGAUGGAGAAUUCCCCUGGCUGGUGUCCAUCCAAUUUGUACCAUCCUUGGGCGAGAACAAAUGCGGUGGCACUAUACUAAACGAGAGAUGGAUUCUCACAGCGGCUCAUUGCUUUUACGGGUACAAGAAAUCCAACUUUGUGGUAAAGGUGGCUGAAUACAACCUGCGCCAGAAGGAGCAUCGUAUGCCACCGACAACUAUUCCGAUUGACAAGCUGGUGCUGCACCCUGAUUACCGCAAGGUGAAGAAGUAUGACAACGACAUCGCACUGGUGCGGCUGAGCCGGGCUAUCCGCUACAGCGCCUACGCACAGCCAGCAUGCCUCCCAGGGCUCACACUAGCCGACACAACCGGCAUCAACGUGACCGUGGUAGGAUGGGGACAAGUGGCCGAAGAUCUAACAAGAACUCCAGAGGUACCCCGGAAAGCAACCCUCACCGUUUUCGACAAUCAAAUUUGCAACACAUGGCUUUCAAACCAUUCUAUGCGGGUUCUGGAUAACCACAUGUGUGCCGGCAUUGAGCAGGGAGGAAGAGAUGCCUGUCAUGGAGACUCCGGCGGACCCUUGCUUGCUGUCAAUGAGAGGCGAUACGUCGUCGUCGGCGUGGUGGCAGCGGGUGACGGAUGUGCCCAACCUCGCUCGCCCGGCAUCUACACCAGAGUGACGGCCUUCCUGCCCUGGAUCAUGGACCACAUCACCGAAGACGACAACCAGGCUUACGUUGCAAAAUUCUGA